Acaulospora colombiana is the source of this 649-nucleotide messenger RNA. NCBI's taxonomy places the organism in Eukaryota, Fungi, Glomeromycota, Glomeromycetes, Diversisporales, Acaulosporaceae. The record is from the annotation of a GenBank genome assembly.
AUGUCCCAAAGUAAAAGUGCUGCUUAUGACUAUCUUAUAAAACUUCUGUUGAUAGGAGAUUCAGGUGGAAUACUAACCUUCAUACGUUCUUCAUGGAUAGGUGUUGGUAAAAGCUGCUUGUUGCUUCGUUUUUCUGAUGAUUCCUUCACUCCGUCCUUUAUCACUACCAUUGGUAUCGAUUUUAAAAUCCGAACGAUCGAAUUAGACGGCAAACGAAUCAAACUUCAAAUUUGGGAUACAGCUGGACAAGAACGUUUCCGCACUAUCACUACCGCUUAUUAUCGGGGUGCUAUGGGUAUACUUUUAGUAUACGAUGUUACCGACGAACGUUCUUUCAAUAAUAUAAGAAAUUGGUUCUCCAAUAUAGAACAACACGCCAGUGAAGGAGUUAAUAAAAUUCUUAUUGGAAACAAAUGCGAUUGGGUUGAAAAGAAGGCAAUUACCAAAGAACAAGGUCAGGAACUUGCCGAUGAAUUUGGUAUCAAGUUUUUGGAAACUAGUGCCAAGGCCAACAUCAAUGUCGAAGAAGCAUUCUUUACUUUGGCCAGGGAUAUUAAGAAGAGAUUAAUUGAUACACAUGCCCAACAAGAACAUGAUGCUCACAAGAGACCUGAUGUGGAUAUUAAAUCCCAAAAAGCUUCCACCAGCG